Molecule: messenger RNA, 2065 nt
Organism: Exaiptasia diaphana
Lineage: Eukaryota; Metazoa; Cnidaria; Anthozoa; Actiniaria; Aiptasiidae
Product: E3 ubiquitin-protein ligase RNF12
Exons: 11
Coding region: 420-1751 (443 amino acids)
Source: RefSeq, a predicted model, not a curated record
CGGUAUAGUGUUAGGGUAUUUACGCAUGCACGAGAUACACAAAAGCCGAGGCAGAUUGUAAGGAAAGAAAAGCUGGAGUAUUUCGUUUGAUUUUUUCUAUAUUUUUAUCGUAAAAUACAUAAGAAAUAGUUGGAUAGAACAUAGAACAACAUCAAUUGAAUCGAUUUAGACGUAAUUUAGAAGUUUCCAAGCGUUUUAGAGAAAAAAGAAAAGAAAGAGAAUGUCUUGAAAAGUCUCAAGAAAUGAGGUAGAAAAAAAUUAUGGCUUCAUGAGGGCUCGAACCACGAACCACACAAUACUUUGACACCGCUGUGAAAGCAACACAACUACAUGUACUGUUGAGCCUGGGCGCCCUGUGUUGCAUCAUACGCCAUAUUGGAAUUUGUCCCGUGAUCUGUUAUAGAUUUAUCUGAAGAAGAAUGGGACAGAGUGAUACAGAAAGCACUUCUUCCUCAAUGCAUGGAAAUCCAGGCUCCCCACGAGACCCUUCCAUCCUCACAGAAGAGGUUCAUGCUGAGACUCCAUUUACCUCAAGACAAGUUCAGGCAAUAUCUCCAUCAACAUCCAGUGACAGCAGYGAACUUAACAACUCUGUAGUGUUCAAUGGUGAGAGACCAAAAUCACAGCAGCACAGGGAAAUACCAGUCAUUGACUUGACAUCACCAGAUCAUGAUGAGGACAGGACCACUGUAGAUGAUCAUGUAACUGAAAUGAAUGGUAUGUACCAAGACUUUGCUGCGCGUGUCCAGCGUCAGCUGAAUGCAACCCGUGAACGAAUAGCAAGAAUGCGUGCAGACCAUCAUCAUCUACGCCUGCAUGCCCUCCGCUCACGUAUGCAAAGUUGCCCGUAUAUAACUACCCACAGAUCUGGACGAAGAACUCCCAUAUCACAUACCUCUAGACAGAGACCUAGAGACAUGACAUCUACCUCAAGUGGACCAGUACGCGUCACAUCACCCAUUACAGUACAUGAUUCACCAGUUGCCAACAAUAAUGAAACGUCUAGAGAUGUUUAUGAAACUACUGGAGACAGUACCUAYGACAACAGAUCUCCUGAUAGCCAAACGGAACAUCGGUAUUCAUGGAGGAGAAGACUCAACAGAGAUUCUGUACUACAGAGAUUGCAGGACAGAUCCUCAUCUUGUAAUGAAGAGUCAGAUGAAGCUUUAGCAAGAAGACUUCAAGCACAGUUUGACCAAGAACUUGCAGAUGAACAGCCACAGUUGCAAACAGCUGAGUCAUCUUUUCCUUUCUUGAGUCAUGCACCACCAGACCUUGCAGCAGGACCUUUGCCUCUACCUCUUCAUUUCCGCCGCCGUCGGCAUUACCAUGGUCGUCGUCAUGGUAUCAGCUAUAAUCUGUCAUCUUCCAGUGGUUUUCCAGAGCUGCUGCUACCAUUUGUGUCAAUGACAUCACUCCCUCCACCUCUGCAUCAUUUUGAACCAGGACAAAACCAUAGCAAUGACAGUGCAGACUACGAGGCUUUAUGGAAUUUAAGCGAGCGUAUUGGACCUGCCAAGUCAAGAGGACUAAAUAAAGAAGCUAUCGACCGUAUACCAUCAUUCCGGUACAGUGCUAGUAAUAAAGAGAUGUCUAAUGGAAGCUGUGUAGUGUGUAUGAUGGAUUACACAAACAGAGAAAAGCUAAGGAAACUGCCUUGUACGCAUGACUUCCAUUCUAAGUGCAUUGACAGAUGGCUCAGGAGUAAUCGUAGCUGUCCAGUUUGCCGUGAAGUUGUUGCCACUGCUUGAUGCGUACCUCAUGAUUCCUUGCUGGGCCUUGGAAUUAGUAUCACUUUAUUAUUGUAUUAUUAUUUUUGCUCAUUGUACAAAUCACAAACUAUGCUCUAUAUUAUAUUACACACUGAACGGACGAAUAGCAAUCAGCACUGAUAAACCAUCAAUAGUCAUGUAUGUUCUAUUUGAACGUUUGUCACUGUCAAGGUCUUUGAGUCUACUGUAGUGGUAGACGAUUUAGCUGUAAAAGUACGGCGGUAAUAGAUUACUUGGUGAUAUUUUCACGAAUAAUUCAUAACUUUAGCAAUCAUAACCGUCUCCAUAGCUUG